Molecule: messenger RNA, 201 nt
Organism: Phycomyces blakesleeanus NRRL 1555(-)
Lineage: Eukaryota; Fungi; Mucoromycota; Mucoromycetes; Mucorales; Phycomycetaceae
Exons: 2
Coding region: 1-201 (66 amino acids)
Source: RefSeq, a predicted model, not a curated record
AUGGAUAUCCCAACUCAUCUUGGAAGAGUCAUUUAUUCCGCAAUGAAGGCAGAAGAAGAUGCCAAAAGCAUCAAAGAGCUUAAAGAUUUUGUGAAGGCCGGAAAGGCAAAAGACAUGAUAUCACUAAAUGAUAAGCUCAUGUCUUUUGCCAAGUAUGGCCAAGAAAUAUCUCUAAAGGACGAGAAAAAAACACUGAAGUAG